CUUAAAAAAGAAAGGAAAUAAACGCCCACCAAACUCCUCCUUGACGCCUGCCAAGACCCUCUCAGACCAAAAGGAGCGUCUCUGCUUGUUUCAGACCCUCACUCACAGAAGCAAUGGAUUCUACUCAAAACAUUUUGCUUGCUUCUUCUGGUGGCCUUCAAGUGGGAAGUAAAGGAGUGAGGAGGAGUUCAACCCUAAUUUGUGCUCCAAUAAUGGCAGAAUCAGUUGAUAAGAUGUUGAUUGAUAUGGACAAGGCAAAAACCCUUGGUGCUGACCUUUUGGAGAUUAGAUUGGAUCAUUUGAAGGCCUUCAAUGACAAUGUUGAUCUCAAGACCCUUAUUAAAGAAUCCCCUUUGCCCACUCUUUUCACAUAUAGACCAAAAUGGGAAGGUGGUCAGUAUGAUGGUGAUGAAAAAGAUCGACUUGAUGCACUUCGAUUAGCGAUGGAGCUUGGAGCUGAUUACAUUGAUGUCGAGCUUCAGGUUGCUCAUGAAUUCAUCGACUCCAUAUAUGGAAAGAAACCUGAAAAGUUUAAAGUUAUUGUCUCUUCUCACAACUAUCAACAUACUCCAUCUGUUGAGGCUCUUGGAAAUCUUGUUGCAAGAAUACAAGCCACUGGAGCUGACAUAGUGAAGAUUGCAACCACUGCCAUGGAUAUCACUGAUGUAGCACGCAUUUUUCAAAUAACUGUGCAUUCUCAAGUCCCAACGAUAGGACUUGUAAUGGGUGAGAGGGGUUUGAUUUCACGGAUACUUUGCGCAAAAUUUGGUGGUUAUCUUACUUUUGGUACGCUGGACUCGGGAAUAGUUUCAGCUCCUGGUCAACCUACUAUGAAGGAUAUAUUACAUCUUUACAAUUUUGCACAGUUAGGGCCUGACACAAAAGUGUUUGGCAUUAUUGGAAAGCCUGUCAGCCACAGCAAAUCACCUUUUCUGUACAAUGAAGGAUUCAAGUCAGUAGGUUUCAAUGGAGUUUAUGUACAUUUGUUGGUAGAUGACAUUGCAAAGUUUCUCCAGACUUACUCUUCAAUGGAUUUUGCUGGAUUCAGCAUUACAAUUCCCCACAAGGAAGCUGCACUUAAGUGCUGUGAUGAAGUUGAUCCAGUUGCAAAGUCAAUAGGAGCUAUUAAUUGCAUUAUAAGGAGACCAACUGACGGGAAGUUAUUUGGGUUCAAUACGGACUAUGUUGGGGCUAUUUCUGCUAUUGAGGAUGGACUGACAGGUUCACAUAAAAGUGGCAGUAUAACUGGUUCACCUUUAGCUGGUAGGCUGUUUGUUGUUAUUGGUGCUGGAGGUGCUGGCAAGGCGCUUGCUUAUGGUGCAAAACAGAAGGGAGCAAGGAUUGCAAUUGCUAACCGCACUUAUGAUCGAGCCAGAGAACUUGCAGACACAAUUGGAGGAGAUGCUUUGUCUCUUGCUGAUUUAGAUAAUUUCCACCCAGAGGAGGGCAUGAUUCUUGCUAACACAACAUCUAUUGGAAUGCAACCAAAGGUUGAUGAGACACCCAUUUCUAAGCACGCUCUGAGAUCUUACUCGUUGGUUUUUGAUGCUGUUUACACCCCCAAAAUGACCAGACUCUUGAAGGAUGCUGAAGCGUCAGGGGCCAUAGUUGUUAGUGGGUUGGAAAUGUUCAUUGGACAGGCAUAUGAACAGUUUGAGAGGUUCACUGGGUUGCCUGCCCCAAAGGAACUCUUUCGGAAAGUAAUGGACAAUAGCUCCUGAGGCAUAACGCUCUGUCAUUUCUUUUCUGGAGCUUUCAGUCUGAAAGAAUAAACACUUCGUGCAUGCCAAACAGCCAAACACCCUUGCUGCUGGUAAUGUCUUGUGUAACAAGCCACAGACGGGCUUGUUUCGUUGUCCUAAACGACCCAUGCUGCGCUUUCAGUGAAAUAAUCUGGACUGGGUUGGGGAUAUUCUAAUGCAAUUAGUCAAGCAAACACAAAAUAUGGAGCAUUUUACCUUGAAAAACUCAGGUUGUAAUACAAUUAUGUGCAUGAAUUUAUGGGAAACACAAAAAUAAUGACAACUACAUUAGAACUAAAAGAAAAAAAAAAAAGAAACAAAACAUUGGAUGACGUAGUUUUAAUAUAAUGCCCUUAUCUGAAGAAAAACAAGGACAUCCUGAUAGGGAUGGUAUAUAAAUAAAAUGAGAGCAAUGA
Messenger RNA from Prunus persica (peach), 2158 nucleotides. Its product is annotated as bifunctional 3-dehydroquinate dehydratase/shikimate dehydrogenase, chloroplastic. Gene Ontology annotation, molecular function: 3-dehydroquinate dehydratase activity; shikimate 3-dehydrogenase (NADP+) activity. Bases 114 to 1721 code for a protein of 535 amino acids. The record is from RefSeq and is a predicted model, not a curated record. Lineage: Eukaryota; Viridiplantae; Streptophyta; Magnoliopsida; Rosales; Rosaceae. The transcript is spliced from 12 exons. Gene Ontology annotation, biological process: shikimate metabolic process; chorismate biosynthetic process.